This is a messenger RNA of Acromyrmex echinatior (Panamanian leafcutter ant), 1100 nucleotides long. Its product is annotated as mitochondrial inner membrane scaffold 1. NCBI's taxonomy places the organism in Eukaryota, Metazoa, Arthropoda, Insecta, Hymenoptera, Formicidae. Gene Ontology annotation, cellular component: mitochondrion. The record is from RefSeq and is a predicted model, not a curated record.
CAUUAUUCAAUGCAGAGUGUGAUUGUGGUAUGAUAUGUCAAGGUAUGGAGAUUUUGUGAUGACCACGUCAUUUGAGUAUUACACGAUCAAAAUCACAAACGAGCAACAAUUGUAAAACUCUCAUAAGUUUUCAAUACUCAUAUUUGUCGAAUUUUUAUCACACAUGUGGCAUUUUGCGAAGAUAUAAGGUUAUUGUAAUUUUUGGUUAGGAAAAGAAGCGGCGUUUUUCGAACAUGGAUGUAGUUUUCGCUCGUGGAUUGAGAUUUAGUGUUGAAUUAAGUAAUGCUUCAAUAUUGUUAACAAAAUAUCUUCCAUUGUCAGCAUGUUACACAUGUCGUAUCAAUACACGUUCGAAGUCAGCAUUUCCUGAAAGAUAUCAUUGUUAUAAGGCCGCGUCGCAUAAUUCCUUAGGCCUUGUAAAUAAUAUAUUUGUUUAUCAAAAAUCAUUGAAACAAGAGAUUAACAAAAAUGGUGUUACUCUGGCAUAUUAUUCGGACUUUAAACAAAGCUCUGAUGAUGAAAAACCUCAAACAGAACAAAAAUUGACAAUAUUUCAAAAAAUGAAACAAAUGACUAAAGAUUACUGGCAUGUGUUAAUACCUGUGCAUGUAAUUACUUCUAUAGGAUGGAUAGCUAUAUUCUAUACUGCUGUUAGGAAUGGUGUGGAUAUAGUCCAGUUGUUGGAAUAUAUGAAUUUUAGCGAGAAAUACAUAGAUUUAGUGCGUAAUUCGAAUGCUGGUGAUUUGGCCAUUACUUAUGCUCUUUAUAAGAUAUUUACCCCAAUCAGAUAUACUGUUACUGUUGGAGGAACGACAAUGGCAAUUCGAUAUUUGAGCAAAUUAGGCUACGUGAAGGCAUUGUCAUUCAAGCUUCAAUCAGUAGAGCCUGCGGGCAAAGCUAUGACCAGUACAGUCAAAUAAACAUGCAGCAGAACACAAGAAAAAAUUCAAGACAGAAUAUACGGACCGACACUCGGAAUCGCCAAAAUCAUAAAUAUUACUGCCACACUAUGUCGGACCUAUUGGUCGGAUUGGGCUCGAUGUAGCUCGAGGAUUUGUUGUAUAUUUCUGUUCAUAAAUAUAUUGCAUCAUUGUAAAUUA